AGCCAAAUGGAUACGAGAAGGAGAAGGAAAAAAAAAGAACUCACACACCAAUCUCCGAGGGGAUGCCAGUGAGGUGUGGCUUGUAUUUAAAUAUCCAAUAUGUCAAUGUAAGGGGAGUGGGUACGUAUAUAAAGUGCCGUUUGCAUCCGAUAUCUCGACGAAGCCAGCUAUGAGAGGCCCAGGGAGAUGGAUGCGGAGGGGAAGCGGCACUUUGACUGAAAGCAAGGUCAGGAGCGCGCUGCCCCACGCUCCCCGCGGCUGAAAAGUUCCUUGGACGCGAACAGACGUCGACUGCAACUCGGCAGAGCGCGGAGCGAGGGAGCGAGCGAGCCAGCCAGCCAGCGCCCGCGAAUCGCUCACGCCCGCUGCGGGGAGAGGCAGUUCGCGCCCCGCCGCCCCGGCUCGGCCCCGCGCGCCCCGCCAUGGCGGAGGUAGGGGGGGUCUUCGCUUCCUUGGACUGGGAUCUGCACGGUUUCUCCUCGUCUCUGGGGAACGUGCCUUUAGCUGACUCCCCAGGUUUCCUGAACGAGCGCCUGGGCCAGAUCGAGGGGAAGCUGCAACGCGGCUCGCCCACAGACUUCGCCCACUUGAAGGGGAUCCUGCGGCGCCGCCAGCUGUACUGUCGCACCGGCUUCCACCUGGAGAUCUUCCCCAACGGCACGGUGCACGGCACCCGCCACGACCACAGCCGCUUCGGCAUCCUGGAGUUUAUCAGCCUGGCCGUGGGGCUGAUCAGCAUCCGGGGCGUGGACUCUGGCCUAUACUUAGGGAUGAACGAGCGAGGAGAGCUGUAUGGGUCGAAGAAACUCACACGUGAAUGUGUUUUCCGGGAACAGUUUGAAGAAAACUGGUACAACACCUAUGCCUCCACCUUGUACAAACACUCGGACUCGGAGAGACAGUAUUAUGUGGCCCUGAAUAAAGACGGCUCACCCCGGGAGGGAUACAGGACUAAACGACACCAGAAAUUCACUCACUUUUUACCCAGGCCAGUAGAUCCUUCUAAGUUGCCCUCCAUGUCCAGAGAUCUCUUCCGCUAUAGGUAA
Messenger RNA from Rhinolophus ferrumequinum (greater horseshoe bat), 1046 nucleotides. It is a transcript of the gene FGF16, whose product is annotated as fibroblast growth factor 16. Gene Ontology annotation, biological process: positive regulation of gene expression; fibroblast growth factor receptor signaling pathway; cell differentiation. NCBI's taxonomy places the organism in Eukaryota, Metazoa, Chordata, Mammalia, Chiroptera, Rhinolophidae. The coding region runs from base 423 to 1046 and encodes 207 amino acids. Gene Ontology annotation, cellular component: cytoplasm. The record is from RefSeq and is a predicted model, not a curated record. Gene Ontology annotation, molecular function: fibroblast growth factor receptor binding; growth factor activity. The transcript has 3 exons.